Messenger RNA from Closterium sp. NIES-65, 2103 nucleotides. The record is from the annotation of a GenBank genome assembly. Lineage: Eukaryota; Viridiplantae; Streptophyta; Zygnematophyceae; Desmidiales; Closteriaceae.
AUGGGCACAGUAACGGACGACCGUCCCGGCGACGGUCCCGCAGCUCGCGAUGCCACCACCUCCGCCACCGCCGCCGCCACGACCCCCUCCGCCGCCAACCCCGCUUCCGCUUCCGCCGCUGUCGCUUCUGGGAAGCGCAAAGAGCGGGAAGAAGCCGCGGGGGACGGUGCAGACGGCGGCGAGCAGCGGGAGAACCGCGGAACUGGGGGGGCGGCGGAAGAAGCGGCCGGACGGACCGGGGGGGAGCCGGCGGAAGCGGAAGCGGCGGUAGCGGAGGAUCUAGGACCGGUGGUGGGGCCCGUCAUUCCCAAGGCGAAGAAGAAGAAAAAGCCGCUGGUGUUCGAACGCGUGUACUUGGACGCGUUGCCGUCCGCUGAAAUGUACGAGAAGAGCUACAUGCACCGUGACUGGGUGACGCACGUGGCCGUGUCAGAUGCCGAUUUCUUCAUCACAGGCAGCAGAGACGGCCAUCUCAAGUUUUGGAAGAAAAAGGCGGUGGGGGUUGAGUUUGCAAAGCACUUCCGAGCCCACCUGGGACCAGUUGAAGGGCUGGCGGUGAGUGCGGAUGGCACGCUCUGCAGCACCAUUUCCUCGCAGGACAAGGCAGCCAAGAUAUUUGACGUGGCGACCUUCGACAUGAUCUCAAUGCUCAAGCUGCCCUUCGAGCCCUCAGCUGUUUGCUUCCUCUUCAAGCCCGACAAUGCCAUAGCCAAACUCGCUAUAGCGGAUAAGAACUCGCCGGAGAUCCACGUGUUUGAUGCGAGGGGCGGGACGAACGAGGCCGUGGGGAGGGUGAAGGUGCAUGGGGCGCCGGUGGUGGCUAUGCAGUUCAAUGUGGCGGCGAAUGCGGUGGUUUCCACUGAUGCGAGUGGGAUGAUUGAGUAUUGGAGCGCUGACACGUAUACAUUCCCUGCUGCCAGCGUUCGCUUCAAGUACAAGACAGACACGGACCUCUAUGCCCUUGCAAAGGCCAAGACCACGGCACCUUCGUUAGAGAUUGCACCAGACGGCUCCCAGUUUGCCACUGUAUCUCCGGACCGGCGCAUUCGAGUGUUCUGGUUCGCAACUGGCAAGCUCAGAAGGACUUAUGACGAAUCACUGGAGGCAGCACAGGAGUUGCAAAGAGGGGAUGUGCCUUUGUACCGGCUAGACGCGAUCGACUUUGGGAGGCGGUUGGCUGUGGAACGAGAGAUGGAGAGGGAGAGGGAGAGCAACGACGACGUGCCGUCGGCCAAUGCUGUCUUUGACGAGACGGGCAAUUUCAUCAUUUACCCAACGCUUUUGGGGAUAAAGGUGGUGAACCUGCAUGAGAACAAGGUGGCUCGCAUCCUGGGCAAGGUGGAGAGCAACGAGCGGUUUCUCAGAAUCGCUCUCUACCAGGGGGGCAAGGCAGCGAGGCGGAUCAGGAAGAUGGCGACCAUUGCCAACUCACAAGACGCCAAGGGGGGGCCAUCAGUGGACCCUUCUGUGAUUGCCUGUGCCUUCAAGAAGCACCGCUUCUACCUCUUCAGUCAGCGCGAGCCAGAGGAGGGAGAGGAGCCAUCACAGGGCAGGGACGUGUUCAACGAGAAGCCUCCACCAGAAGAAAUGCUUGCCCUGGCGGAUGUGGCAAGAACCGGAUCAUCCGCUUUGCCUGACAGUGUGGUCAUGCACACCACCAUGGGUGAUAUCCACCUCAAACUAUACCCAGAGGAAUGCCCUCGAACUGUCGAAAACUUCACCACGCAUUGCAGCAACGGCUACUACGAGGGGUUGCUGUUCCACCGCGUGAUCAAGGGCUUCAUGGUGCAAACCGGCUGCCCCCUCGGGGACGGCACGGGCGGCCAGAGCAUCUGGGGAGGCGAAUUCGCCGACGAGUUUCACAAGAGUCUGCGUCACGAUCGGCCCUUCACCUUAUCCAUGGCCAACGCAGGCCCCAACACCAACGGCAGCCAGUUCUUCAUCACCACUGUCGCCACGCCUUGGCUCGACAACAAGCACACCGUGUUCGGGCGUGUAGUGAAGGGCAUGGACGUAGUACAGCUCAUUGAAAAGGCUAAGGUGGAUCGUAACGACAAGCCAUAUGAAGACAUCAAGAUCCUCAAUGUCACCGUGCCCAAGUAG